This is a messenger RNA of Sphaerodactylus townsendi, 5486 nucleotides long. RefSeq names its product meiosis specific with coiled-coil domain (gene MEIOC). Gene Ontology annotation, biological process: mRNA stabilization; male meiosis I; meiotic cell cycle. The record is from RefSeq and is a predicted model, not a curated record. Bases 1450 to 4134 code for a protein of 894 amino acids. The transcript has 7 exons. NCBI's taxonomy places the organism in Eukaryota, Metazoa, Chordata, Lepidosauria, Squamata, Sphaerodactylidae. Gene Ontology annotation, cellular component: cytoplasm; nucleus.
GCUGUUUUGCCUCUCGUUUCCAUCCUCACAGCAACCCUGUUGUAGACCAGCAGAGAGAGAGAGAGAGAGAGACUCCUGUAUUUAGCUUCACAACAUCCCCGUGGGGUAGGUUAAGCUAAGAGAGGACUCUGCCACUUUAUCCUCACAAUAGCCCCUGAGAGGCAGGUUAGGCCCAGAGAGAAACUCCUGUGUUUUAUCCUUACAGCAACCCUGUGGGGUAAAUUAGGCUGAGAGAAAAUGACAAGGUCAUCUAUUUCCAAAGGCUUUCACGGCCGGAUUCAACUGGUUGUGCAUUCAACUGGUUGUAGUAAUACAAUCAUUACAAGGUCAUCUAGUAAGUUUUCACAUCCAGUGGUGAUUUGAACCUGACUCCAGUCCAGUCCCACUACACCACCCAAGCUGUCCGCACUGGUUGAAUGGCAGUCACAUGAUGGAAGGCCAUUCUUGGGAGCCGAGAGGCUUUCCAGAGACUGUAAGUGGAGCCUUAGAGAAAGUUGAGAGAGCCAGGGUUGUGUAGUGGUUAAAGCACUAGACCUAGGAAUGCGGGAGGCAAGAGCUCAGACUUUCUAGCUGCUAUUAAGUUCCCUUUUGCCAGUUGCACUUUAAACCAGUCCGCCCCACAGGUUGGUUGGGAAUGUGUGGAAUGAGGGAAUGAACAUGUAAACCACCCAGACCCGCUUGGAGGAAAGUAGGGGGCGGGGGCGGGGAGAAGAGAUGUAGAAGUAAAAUGAAAUAAAAGGAGGUGACAGGGAAGGAAAUAGAAAUUGGGAUGGAAAAGAUUGAGGAAUUAAGACAGGAGAGAGAACUGGAUGUGGGGGUUGCCGUCUGUACAUUUGGCAUGUCACUGGAGAACCAAUAGCUGGCUGUAUAGACCCAACUGCUUUCAUAGCUGGCUCUUCACUUUUUCUCUUCUGUUCUCGAUGGACAAGCAUUUUCAUUUUUUAAAAGCCUGGGACCAGAUUUUCUGUUCUGGGUAGUACAAAAGAAGGUUUAACAAAAAUAAGAAAUUUGAAAACACCUUUAAUAUAUCGCUUGAAUACAAUUGGGCAUUUACUGUGUUAACCUCCAUUUCCAGCUCCUAUGAAUCAGCCAGCUCUCAGACGUCCCACAACUAGCGCUCAGUUGGCCAAAUUCUCAAAAGAAAUGAAGACCUUUUUUACACUUUGCAUAUUCAUUGAUCAUGGCUGUGGUUGCUGUCCUUUAAAUGAAAAAGAGAUUUAAAAGUUGUAAAGAUUUUUCUUGAUAUAGUGAUUCCCAGGAGUGCAAGAAAUCUUAAGGGCUGAACAUUUGGUAACAGAAUAAAAACAAGCAAUUUAGAGGAGGGUGUAAUUGUUUAUCUUUUCUACAUUCAUUUUUUCUCAGCCUAAGGUAGCUUUCAGAGGUACCAGUCGCUAUUGGAAUAGUGCAGAGCCCAGUGGAAGACUGACAGAUGUGUUCAAUAACGUUAUCAUGACAGGUUGCAGCUCCUUCUAUGAUUGCUACAAGUUGCAGAGUGAAGAGAACAUAGAUUUGCAUCAGACUUACAGUACUUCACUUCCUACAGCCUCUGAAUGUUCAAACCAUGCUGAUUCCUCUCUUUUCUAUGUCCCGUGGUCUACAUAUACAGAUGACAUUAAACAACCCGUUAGUUCUCAGUUUAAUGUAAAGAACAGGAUUCAAGCAGAAAGAAGUGACUAUGGCAGUGAAACAGACUUGUACGGACUUGUGUCUAACAUCUUGGAAGAACAAGAUAAAUCACAGCCAUAUUUUGCAGAGGGGGCCUGUGCCUCCAGUUUGAAAUCAGUCUGGCCUGUGAACACUACCCGAUUUACAGACCACCCUGACCUGCUGUCGGAGUCAAAGAGGUCAGUAGAUGGCACAGUCACUCAGCAGGCUUUUUACGGUGGAGAAAAUUUAUCAGUGUCGGACAAACAGUAUUUGCAUGCUGGCAACCUAACCUUGCAGCAGAAGGUGGAUGACCUUUACCAUGGGCUCACUAACAUAGACCUUGAAGAGCAAUGGCUGUACCCUUCCCGGAGCGAUCAUGUUAGUAGUUAUAAUAUUCAGGCCACUGAGAAUGCAAAGACUUCGCAGUUUCAAGAUUUUUCAUAUGUCAAAGCAUGUUUUACCCAGCAAUCCAGCCUUUUAGAAGCAAUAAAAGAAUCUGGAGCAGAUACGUUUGCUUAUGGAAGGGAUAAGGUGGGCCCUAAGGGACAAGAUACACAGGUGAACCAAAAAAGAGCAGAUAUGUUUUUGUCACAAUUUAACAGAUACGGCGAAAAUGCUGAUUUUUGUAAAUGCCCAGAGUACUCCCAUCCAAAUAAAGCAAAAAAUAAUAAAAAUAUAAAUUAUGGUGUCCAUGACAAUAAAAAAUUACCAACUGGAACACCUGAGUUAUCAGCCUUGGAUACAGACAAUUAUAGUAAAUUAUUUCAGAAUAAGCCAGCUGUCCAGAAGAAAAUGGAAGACGCCUCUUUGGAGCAGCAACAUUUUACUUUUCAAAAAACUUCAGGACUCAUGUCAGAAAAGCCAUUUGUGAAUGAAACUUCGUUUACUACGGACCUUGGUUUAAAAUCAGAUUUUACCCUCAAGUCUCACACAACUGUCCCAGGGAGUAGCGAUUUUACAAAUGGGGCAGAAAAUUCUGAAUAUUUCAAAUCACUGAAUAUUUUAUCCACAAACACAGGAACUACUUCCUCAGGCACAAGUAUAAGGCCAACCUGGAUCAACAUCCAAACAAAAGUCAACUCCAUCCCUAUGCGGAAUCACGGCACCUUGAUAAAGUUGAAUAAUAAUUUAUCUGCAGGCUCAAAAGCUUCUAGUCAUUCUUAUGAUUUUUCCCAGUUACCAUCGACCAAUGUAAAUUUAAAUAACAAUUUGUUGCUUCAGAAAUAUUGCCAAGAAACGCCCACGGUGUUUUCCAGUUUUGAUUUCAAUGAAGGCUGUGCUCCAGAGCGGAUUCAGUCUGCCACUCACACAGAAGGACUGAGUAAGGUGGGAGAAGAAAGCCUCUUUGAGUCCAUUACUGACAAAAAAAUUAAGCCAUCAAACGGUUUCUUUGAUAGCUAUUCACAACAAUGUGGGAUCAUUGAAAAUGUGAACAAGAACAGUUUUCAAGCUAAAGCACAAAAUGGCCACUAUGAUGCUGAAGAAGGACACAAGCACCUGGAUGGACUGUCACAGAACACUUACCAAGAUUUAAUAGAGUCUCAGGGCCACUUCAGCAGCCACAGGCAAGGAAGUGGGGACAAUAAUAUCGCCAAUAACUGCGUGAAUCGCACUCAGGCGUCCUGCUUUUCCAACCAUUUCAUGAUGGGAGACUUGAGGCAAAGCCCAAACGUCUCGCAGCUUGGCUCCAACCGGUUUUCUUUGAAAUCCACCCACCCAUUUGGACACUCUAUCAUCCCCCUGAUGGAUUCCUACGAUUUGUUCUCCUACGAUGAUUUAAGCCACUUGUAUCAUUUUAACGAUAUGAUGUAUGGAGACCACUCUUUCACAGGCUUCAUGCCGACAUUUGGAUUCCAAAGACCAAUGAAAACUAGGAGUGGACCAGCCAGUGAACUUCAUAUUAGGUUGGAAGAAUGUUAUGAACAAUGGAGAGCUUUGGAAAAAGAACGGAAAAAGACUGAGUCAGCUCUUGCCAAGAUUUACCCAGGGAAGAAGGUGUCCAGUACUAAUAACACUCAGAUUCCCAGACUGACAUCAAAUCCAUCCAGAGUUGAUCGUUUAAUUGUUGAUCAGUUGCGAGAACAAGCCAGAGUUGUGACUUUGCUAGGAAAGAUGGAACGUCUUCGAAGCUCUCCGCUCCAUGCUAAUAUACCUACUGCUCUUGAUAAACUCCUGGAAACAGUUCACAUUGUGCAGUCCCGUAGAAAGGAUGAAAUUGUCAACGCUUCACAUCGGCAGAGACACGGAGCUCCACGAUGCCAAGAUGACAGAGAUGUUUUUGCUCUUGCGCUGGCUGUUAAAGAGAUGAGCAUAGCAACUCGCAAAACGCGCACUAUUCUGUGGUGCGCUCUUCAGAUGUCCCUGCCCAAAACAGCCCCUCCGUCCGGACCAAUGGAGAUGGAGAUAAUCCAUCCAGAAGAUAAGACACAUGAACAAGUUAACAGUGGCCACCUUGUGAUCCAGAGAGGAGAAACAAAAAAGCAUUGAUGGAAAGUAAAGAGACUAUAAAGCUGUAUGUACUGUCACCCUGUACUAAACAUUAAGUGAACCAAGCUUUUCUUCCGCAUUUUAAGAAAUGACGUAACACAAACAGAAGUUUGCCUGCUGUAAUCCCAGCCUCUGUCUGAGGAAUAGCUGUCAACACAAGACAAGCGUAUGAUGUGAGUGACUGCCAGAAUCAGCAUAUUGAUGAGGCAGAAUUAAUGUGUUAGGUUAAAUAAAUUAAAAUAUUUUUAAUUGCCAAAAUGGAAUGCAAUCUAUUCUGCAGUGCAGGCGGUGCCAGUGGAAAUUUUGCCUGUAUGAUCUGAAUUACUGUAAUCUACUAGUAAUAGACCAUUUUUGAUUGUGAUAAAUAACACCUGUUACCAUAGACUAUGACUAUCUGGGAACAGGAAGAAGAUAAAACUAAACAAACCCAGUAUGAAUGUUAAAAGAAAUAUUUAAAGUACUUAUUUAUGAAUUUGAAGUCUUAAGAAUAUAAAUUUAAGCAAAGAAAUUGACCAGAUUUUCUUAAAUUAGUGAUAUUAUCAUAACGCCUUUAUCCAACCAUGCAUGUUAGGGAAUAUUUUAAAAAAAUCUUCUAAAAUCAUUUCUGUCUAUUGUUUUAAAUAAAAUAUUCUGUUUAAAGUAUUAAAAUGCAAUCAAAAUUACAUUUAUGUAAUCUGGAUCUUUAGCAGUUGCAUACAACUGAAAUGAUGAGUGUUAUUUUAAUACCCUUGGUUUAACAUUUUUAAGGAGGGUAUCUAGAAGUUAUGAGGUGCACUUUCUUUAAAGUUACUCUUUAGCCAGUUUGGUUUAAGAUUGUUUGGGGUAUCUUUUGUUCUCUUUGUUGUCUUCAUUUGCCUCUGCAUUCUUUAGCACUGUUGAAUGCUUGGGGGAUUUCAUAUCUUUUUAUUAAAUGCAAGUUAUUUAUCAAAUUAAUAUGUUGAUAUUAUGUGCUCAGGAGAUCUUGGGUUUUAACAAUCUAGCAUGAAUUUAAACUAUAUAAUGUCCAGAUAAAAUUUACUGUCCUACCCUUGGCUAUUUUAAAUGUGUGUUCUUCCAGCUUUUAAAAAUCCUGGUAUGCUGAAAUGUGUAAUCAAACCACAUAAAUUGCUGUAGAUGACGUAAGGAGCUGAUUGAGAUUGCAGGAGAAACUGCAAGGAACCAUUUUGAUCAUUGAUGUGACUUUGCAUGCGGCCAAAAUAAACUCUUUGGCUGCAGACUCUUUUACCACCACACCAUUCUAGCCACUGAGCAAAGAUGGGUUGAGUUUGAUAUUGACUAUGUUCUAUGUUAUAAAAAUAAAAUAUUGUACUAACUUUCACCUCUCUCCUAAUAAACUGGUUUUUGUUGCAAAA